Messenger RNA from Neltuma alba, 2611 nucleotides. RefSeq names its product protein OCTOPUS-like. Gene Ontology annotation, cellular component: plasma membrane. The transcript is spliced from 2 exons. NCBI's taxonomy places the organism in Eukaryota, Viridiplantae, Streptophyta, Magnoliopsida, Fabales, Fabaceae. The record is from RefSeq and is a predicted model, not a curated record. Bases 252 to 2267 code for a protein of 671 amino acids.
CCCCUCCCCUCUCUCUAUCUCUCACUUUCUCGCUGUCUGUUGGAACCAAACAGACGCCCCUCUCUCUCACUCUCUCUCUCUCACACACACACCCUCUCUCUUUCUCUUUCUGAUUCUGUUCCUUUCUUUCCUUGUCAUAGACCCUGAGAGAGACAAGAGCGCGCACGCUCUCAUUUCUCACCUUCCUUUCACUUGGGUUUCUUCGAUCGUAACAUGAGCAGAGUGGAGAGGUUCAUUCUCCAUUUUCUGUUAUGAAUCCCGCCGUCGAUUCCGCUGUUGCAGCAGCGCCACCGCCAUUGUUACAGCAGCAGCAGUUGCUGCAGCCCAAUCGACCUUCCACCUCCUGUGAUCGCCACCCGCAAGAGCAUUUCACAGGCUUUUGCCCCUUAUGCCUCUGCGAGCGCCUUGCCGUACUCGAUCCCAACUCCUCGUCUUCCAGUUCCUCAAGCCGGAAACCACCAACUUCCUCCGCCGCCGCCGCCGCCGCUCUUAAAGCCAUCUUCAGGCCCUCCUCUGGUGGUGGAGGCGGCGGGGGGAACGCCUCAGGUCGUGGAAACCGGCCACCCACUUCGUCUUCUUCAUUCUUGCCGGAGCUUCGCCGGACAAAGUCGUUUUCUGCUUCCAAAAACGAGGGUUUCUCGGGUGUCUUUGAGCCCCAGAGGAGGUCCUGUGACGUAAGGGCUCGAAGCACUCUCUGGUCCCUCUUCAAUCAGGACGACGGACGCAACCCUCCGAAGAAUGAAGCUCCCCGAGCUGAGGUUGAGGUUGAAACGAGGAAUUUAGCCUCUUCUUCGAAUUAUCAGGGCCCGGCAUUCGUGUCGAAGGUAGAAGAAGAGGAUGAGGACGAACAUGGGGAUGAGGAAGAAAAUGUUAAAGAUCAUGAAGACGAGAUUAUGGUUGUGGAGGAGCCAAAUGUGGGUAAUGUGACUGAGAAUCGGGUUCAAGAAAUUGUGGAAGAAGAGGUGGAGCCGGAAUUAGUCGUUGAGGAAGAUAUAAAGACCAUGAAGGACCACAUAGAUCUCGAUUCCCAGACGAAGAAGACUUCUGGGAGAGAUUUCAAAGAGAUUGCAGGAAGCUUCUGGUCUGCGGCUUCCGUUUUCAGCAAGAAAUUACAGAAGUGGAGGCAAAAUCAGAAGAUGAAGAAACGCAGACAUGGUGGUGGGUCCGCCAGACUGCCUGUGGAGAAGCCUAUUGGGAGGCAAUUCAGAGAUACACAGUCGGAGAUCGCAGAUUAUGGAUUUGGGCGAAGAUCGUGCGACACCGAUCCAAGGUUCUCGCUUGAUGCUGGCCGAAUGUCGUUCGAUGAUCCUCGUUACUCUCUAGAUGAGCCUAGGGCUUCCUGGGAUGGCUACUUGAUCGGAAGAACGUUUCCGAGAAUGCCCACUAUGCUUUCUGUGGUGGAAGAUGAUCCAGUUCCCGUUUUGAGGACGGAUACUCACAUCCUAACUGAAGAGCCCGCGAAUGCGAUUAAUGAAAAUGAUAUGGCUCCUGGUGGGUCCGCGCUGACCAAAGAGUACUAUUCGGAUUCUAGGAGAAGGAAGAGCCUUGAUAGGUCCAACUCGAUUAGGAAAACUGCAGCAGCAGUCGUAGCGGAGAUGGAUGAAUUGAAGCCAGUUUCAAACGCCAAGGUGACUCCUGCGUCUGCCGAUUACUUGCAUGGCCAAAAAACGGUUUUCGCCGAUAGAGACUUGAGAGAUUCAAACUCGAAUUCAAUGAGGGAUGAUAGCUCUGAGACCUUUGAUAUGGGUUUUAGAGACACUUCAUCUGUUAUUGGGAGUGGUGACCGGAAAGGGUCUAAGAAGUCUGGCCGGUGGAGCAAGGCUUGGAGCAUUUGGAGUUUUUUCAGAGGUGGAAAUAAAGAUGAGGAUGAAGAUCGGUAUAGUAGAGCUAACGGGGUUGAACGUUCUUACUCAGAAUCUUGGCCAGACUUAAGAGGGAAUCGCAAUGUAGAUGCCAGGAGUACUUUCAAUGCCAAGGUGUUUCGAAGUAACAGCAGUGUGAGCUGGAGAAAUGCACAAAACAUUGGUGGAUCAUUUGAUGGCCCUCUGAGGAAGAAUGGUGUUCAGGCUAAUGGACAGGGAAAGAAGGCUAAAGAUGAGUUUGCGUUGGAAAGGAAUCGGAGUGCAAGGUAUUCUCCCAGCCAUUUCGACAAUGGUCUCUUAAGGUUCUACUUGACGCCACUGAGAGGCAGCCGGAGAAAUGGGUUCGUGAAAAGCAGGUCGAACCAGGCACAUUCUAUUGCAAGGAGUGUACUUCGAUUGUACUAAAAUUGAAGGUCCUUAAGUGAUGUAGGAUGUGGGCGAGGAUGGACCUGAAAGGUACAGGAAAAGUUGUGAGGACAUAAGAUAGGUGGAUACAGAGUAAGGAGAAGAAGACAAACUGCUAGCAGAUACAUAGAAAUAAGAGUGCAGAAGGUUGGCCCUCCAUGUUUGGAAAAGAAGAACAAUUUUGCAGAUUUGUGUAGGAGCUACUGAUUAACUUGAAACUGGGGAAUAUUACUGCAACUAGCAUGUCAAGUCGACAGCAUGUGUUAACUUGAUGUGUUUUUUCUUUUUUACCAUAAUGUACAAAUUUAUUCGGUAUAGAAAUUUUAACAGUUGCUUAAUGCUUA